AUGACUAUACUAAAGCAGGCUCUGUUAGACACCAAUGAAAGGCCUUUCUCAUGUCACUGCGGUGCUUCAUUCACUCGUCGUGACCUCUUGCGCCGCCAUGAGCGCGUUUCGUGUCACUUGGAGCGGCGUAAUGAUUCACCGACAGAGCCUUUGAAUGGCACUGAUCAAUGCCUUAUGGACCAAGAUAAUCCACCGCGUGCAACUAGUGGUGGUGUACUCAUCAGCGCAGCAGAAGCUCAGCAAAAUAUCGAGAUCUUCCCUGAUCAAUCUCCUCAUUCUUUGGGCGCUAGCGCACACUUCGAAUCCUCUCUUCCGUGGGAACAGCCAUGGACCUUCUGUGCAUGGGUGUCCCACUAUCUUCCCUUCUCCCCAACUCUCCCUAACGUUACGCUCUCUGAUCGCUCCAGACUACUCUUAUCGCUGGGGCAGCUAGAUACAAUUACACCCCAUCCUACGUUGCCGUCAAGCAAUGCAUUGACUCGUUAUCUGGCUGGAUAUUUCACGGGGUUUUAUGCCCUUUACCCAUUCACCCAUCCCCCAACGUUCAAGCUGGAGUCAUGUUCACAAGAACUUUGCUUAGCUAUGAUGGCAGUGGGAGCACAAGACAGAUUUGAGACUACUGCAGCAAGAGAAUUGUUCAACUUUUCGAAGGCGUUGCUAUUUGAUCGCCAGAAAAACCGAACAAGGUCUGAAACAAGACAGUCUGUGCCUUCAUCCUGUAACGAAACCUCAUUGAAAUCACCGUUAAUCGACGAAGUGCGUUGCUUACUUUGCCUCGCGCAAUUCGCAACAUGGCAAAGUGACACCAGUAUGAAGACUGAAGCCUGCAUAUUACAAAGCUUACUUUCUCAGACCUUACAAUUGAGCGGCCUAAAAGAAAACAUGCAAAUGUUGGAACGUCCUGACUGGGAAAAAUGGGCCGAAGGAGAGUCAUCACGACGUACAAAAUUGUUGGCAUUUUGUUUCCUAGGACUCCAAAGCAUCACCUAUGAUACACCUCCCAGGCUUUGGUGCGAUGAAGUUAACUUAAAGCUUCCGUGCUCUUGUCCGGAAUGGACAGCGCCAGAUGCAGCUACCUGGAAUCUACUGCAACAAAAUACUCUACAUGAACAAGGGCUGUUUCAUGAUACUCUGGAAUCUUUGCUAUCCCCUGUCUAUCAACCGAAGCGCCACGGCUUCUCGCCUGUCGCCAAUUAUGUCUUAAUUCACGGAAUACUCCAAAAGAUUGUUUGCGCUCGACGCUGCAUCUCUGGCAUUCCAACAUUGGCUUCGUUUACUGGAUGCGAAGAUACUUUUGUCACCGCUUUGGAUAGAUGGACCUCCUGCUGGCAGCGAACACCAGAAUCAAACCUGGAACCUCUAGAUCCCAAUGGUCCCCUGCCUUUCACAUCUACCGCUCUUCUCAGUCUUGCCUAUGUCAGCAAUUGUUCUGACGGCUUUCGAUCUCAAAAGAUGUCUACUUGGGCACCCGCCGAGAUUGCUGAAGACCUUCGAACAUCUCUGUCUGUGGCUCGUAACUGGAACACCCUUUUAGCUGCUUAUCAUGCAACCAAUCUCCUUGCGACAUUGGUCAAAAUUGGGAUCCAAUAUUUCAAACACAACCAGGCAGUUCUUUGGAGUAUCGAGGCUACCCUUUGCGGCUUAGGCUCCUCUAUUUUCCUUGAGAAGUGGCUUCGUCGUGCACUAGACACGAUGGAAGAAACACCCUUGACAGACCAUGAAGUUCGGCUCUUUGACUGGAUCCAAGAGGUUGUUUACGAGGGGUUAUCAUCUCUUAAUGAUCCCACGUUGGACAAGAAUAUACGUCUCUCUCUGUUACCGGAUCAGAUUAUUGGUGUGUGGUCACAUAUAAUGCAGGGCAACUCCCCCUUAUCGUUCAUAAGAAUGAUAGGGGACGUCUUGGUCGAAUAUAGACAGACAUCGUCUAGGGGCCGGUGA
This is a messenger RNA of Penicillium longicatenatum, 1938 nucleotides long. RefSeq lists its product as uncharacterized. The transcript is spliced from 5 exons. Gene Ontology annotation, molecular function: RNA polymerase II cis-regulatory region sequence-specific DNA binding; DNA-binding transcription factor activity, RNA polymerase II-specific; zinc ion binding. Lineage: Eukaryota; Fungi; Ascomycota; Eurotiomycetes; Eurotiales; Aspergillaceae. Gene Ontology annotation, biological process: DNA-templated transcription; regulation of transcription by RNA polymerase II. Bases 1 to 1938 code for a protein of 645 amino acids. Gene Ontology annotation, cellular component: chromatin. The record is from RefSeq and is a predicted model, not a curated record.